GUCUCAGCCUUGAGCCUGGAUGAGCUCGACGAGCAGCUCCAGAAAUGCGCGAUUGUCCAGGACCUCAACGCCGCCAAGGCUGAGCACGGCGGGCACGCGACGUCGUCGUUCACGGCGCGCCUCUUCGCCGUUCUAUUCCCCGGCAGCCCCGCCGUCAACGCCCUGCUGGCCACGCUCUACAUAUCCGGCCCCCCCAACUUCCUGCUGGCGCUGUGCCCGACCAACAUCGACCCCUCGUCGCUCUCCGUCAUGGUGGCAUUCGCCGUCGGCGGCCUGCUGGGAGACACCCUCUUCCACCUGCUCCCCGAGAUCUUCAUCGGCGAGGACAGCCCCGAGAGCGUGCGGUUCGUGCUUGUCGAGCCCAACCGCAACCUCCUGCUGGGCGUGGCCAUCCUGGUCGGCUUCAUGACCUUCGUUGCCAUGGACAAGGGCUUGCGCAUUGCCACGGGCGGCGCGGGGGGGCACGACCACGCACACGGCCACUCGCAUGGCCCCGCGGCUCCCUCCGGUGAGAGUUCCUCCGCUUCUGACGGCAUAUCGACUGCGGUCGAUGUGCAAGGGUCCAGCAAGGGAGUCACCAGCCGGAAAAAGGAGGCUGCGGCUGCUGCGACCCCCCAAGGCGCUGCGCCAGCAAAGGAGGUCAACCCCUCGGUUAAGCUCGGCGGCUUGCUGAAUCUAAUUGCCGACUUUACCCACAACAUCACGGACGGCCUAGCCAUGUCAGCCUCGUUCUACGCGUCGCCGGCCAUCGGAGCCACCACUACAGUCGCUGUCUUCUUCCACGAGAUCCCGCACGAGGUGGGCGACUUCGCACUGCUCGUGCAGUCGGGCUUCUCGAAGCGCGCAGCGAUGGGCGCCCAGUUCGUGACAGCCCUCGGGGCGUUACUAGGAACACUCAUCGGGAUCGCGGUGCAGGAGUACGGCGGGGCGGGUGGCGGCGGCGGCGGCGCGCCGGGCAUGAGAGCCGGGCUCUGGGGCACCAGCCUCACGUGGGGCGACAUGCUGCUGCCCUUCACGGCGGGCACGUUUCUCUACGUCGGCACUGUCGCCGUGAUCCCCGAGCUCCUCGAGACGGGCCCCAAUAAGGGCGCCGAGCUGCGCAAGACGCUCGUGCAGUUCGCUGCCAUCGCCGUCGGCGCAGGAAUCAUGCUGUACAUCUCUUGGCAUGACUAA
Molecule: messenger RNA, 1173 nt
Organism: Lasiosphaeria miniovina
Lineage: Eukaryota; Fungi; Ascomycota; Sordariomycetes; Sordariales; Lasiosphaeriaceae
Product: Zinc/iron permease
Exons: 3
Biological process (GO): zinc ion transmembrane transport; intracellular zinc ion homeostasis
Cellular component (GO): membrane
Molecular function (GO): zinc ion transmembrane transporter activity
Source: RefSeq, a predicted model, not a curated record